AUGAUUUCAGAUGUUUUGAAUUGCGAAUCUGAUACAGAUCCAAAGAACACAAAUGGAAAGGAUAGUAUAAUUGUAUUAAAUGUAAGACAAAAUAAGUACAAUCCAAGUGAAAUAGAAUUUGAAAAUAUCUCCAACUCUGUUCACAGUGAACAAUCAUUCAAUGGAAUCGCUGAUAACGAAUACCAUAACUACAUCGUCAAAUUGGACAGAAAAAAUAAUAUAAAUGAAAUAGAUAAGGAAUUACUUGAAUAUUUUUCACAUUUAAUGAUCAAAUUACAAGCCCUUACUCAAAAGUUGCAAGUAUACCUUGAGGUUGAACGACCCCAGAUGAUUAAACAAAUAUACAACUUUUACGAAGUGCUUAAAGACACGGAAUCAGCUAUUAAUGAGUCCCAAGAUUUAUCCUUGAGAAAACAACGAAUUUCUGAAUUAUACGAUCUAUAUAAUGAGAAGUAUAAGAAUUACGAAACGUAUGUUAAACAGUUACCUAAUGAUUUCUCCCAAAUACAAGUUAAGAUAAUCGAAUUCAUUAAGACAAUUCUACAUCAAUUGCUGAAUGCAAUAUUGUAUGUAGAGAAGAAGAAUUCGUUUGACAAACAGAUCAAUCAAGCUUUUGAAAUACACCUUAGAUCUUGCAUUGAUAGAAUAAGUACAGCUCUUCAAGGUGCUGGAGACCGACGUAUACAAAUAAUUGAAGAAAUAGAAAAACAACAACAAGAGCUACAGAAGAAAGAUGUAGAAAUUACUCAAUUGAAGGAAGAAGUAGAAAAACAGUUAUUAAGAAGAGGAGAAGGUGAUGGUCUAUAUUCAGAAGAAAGUAUUGCUGCACUUAAAGAACAAUUAACAAAAUUAGCGACGGAACUUAAUGUAAAAGAUAAGUUUAUACUCAACUUGAGGGAACAACAGGAGGUACUUAGAACUGAAUUAUUCAAAUGUAAUAAAGACUCUAACGUGCUGAAAAUGCAGAACAAGAAUCUUGAUAAUAUUAGAGACAAAUUACUGAAGGAAUGUGAACAGUAUAAGGAAGAACUGGAAAUAAAAAAUAAAGAUGUAAUAAAUUUGACGCAGCAGCUUCAUAAUAUAUUUGAAAUUAAAAAUUUGGAUACUGAGGAAAAGAUCAAAGAAAUGGAAAAGGAGUUGCUGGACUUACAAUUUGAAAACAAUGACUUAAAAAAUAAAAUUAUGCAAGAAAAUAAGAUAAUUUCUAAGAAAGAUGACACUAUAAUACAGUUAAAAAAUCAGGUUGAGAGAAACGAACAUAUCUUGUCGUUUAAAAUUGCAGAACAUAAAAAUGAAAUGGAAGAAAAAUAUCAUGAAAUUGGAAACUUGAAAGAUGAAAACACUUUAUUGAAUAAAAAAUUAAAAAAUGCCGAAAACAGACUAUCAGAAAUGAACCAGACGAUUUUAUCUUUAACCGAGCAAAACGAUAAAAUUGAUGUGAUAUAUUUGUUACAAGAAGAUCUUGUAAAGUUAGACAAAAGUGAGAAAAAAUUGAAGACUGAGUUAAACAAUUUAAAAAUGCAACUUACAAACGACCAAAAUAAAGUUAAAAAACUAGAUAAUAGCUUAAAUGAAUUCGAACGCGAAAAUGAAAAUUUGAAAAAGAAUGUAGAAUACUGGAGAAGUGAAAAUUCCGUAUUGUCGCUUAAGCUCUCUACUGAAGAAUCCGAAGAAAAAUUAAGAAGCAAAUUAUACACUCUCUCCAGUACAAUACAUGAAAGACUAUUAAAUUUUAAUAAAAAAAUCAAUUUAGAAAAACAUGCAUCAAACGAGCAGUCUGAUGACAGCCUGAAAUCCAAAUAUUUAAUAUAUCAAAAUUUAACGGAAGAAUGGAAAUCAAGGGGGAAUCAAAAAAGAGAAAUAAAAGAAAACGAGGUAGAAAAUGCUCAGAACCAGCAACUAAUAAACAGUACAAAUAUAAAGUAUUCUUCCGAUGAUAGUUUAAAUAUACGAUACAAUACGAAUCACCUAAAAAAUGGAGAUAUAGAAAAUCAGAAUGAAACAAAAAAUCUUCGAAAUGAUAUGGAAAUUAAAGAUUCAGAAAUGAGGAAUCUUGAAGAUGCAAUAAGCCGUUUAACACAAGAAAACGAUGAUCUACGUGUUCAUAUUAAAUUUCAAAUACAGGAAUAUCAAGAUAAGUUAACAUUAAUGAAAAAGAAUUAUGACAGCAGUUUGAAUGCACUUUGUAAAAGACACAAAGAAAGUGUUGGUACCUUACAAAAACGAUUUGAAGAUAUAAUAAAGGGUGAAAGGACAUUUGAUUCAGAAAAUUGGUUACAAUCGUUGGAUAUUAAGAAAUUAACAGAACUUUAUGAACGAAUAACUAUGGUUAUAAAUAACAACUCAAGUUUCAUUCAUAUGAAGAAUGAAAAUCAACGUUUUUACGAAAAUGAUAUGCAGAAGGAAUUUUAUAAGGAUCUUAACGAAACAGAAAAAACUAUACAUAAAAAUAUAUGCGAGAAAGAUGUGUCAAAUAAAAUGGCCUCGUCAAUUUUAAGAGAACAAAAUACUUCGUACUUACAAAAUCAGUGGCAAUUUAUUAUUUCAAGUCAAACUCAGAAAUAUCCAAUACAAACAGAAGACUACAAAUUAAAUCUACAACAAGAUUUUGGGCUUUUUGAUGAUAGAAAAUUACCACGGUUAGAAAACAAACAUGAAAAAGAAAAAGAAGCAGUCAAAAAUAAUACACUUGAUCAACAGAGAUGGAGUUUUAUUAAUCAGUGUAGUGCAUAUCACAAAAUGAGCAAUGCUGUUCAAGAUCCGUUCAUAUAG
Molecule: messenger RNA, 2772 nt
Organism: Dufourea novaeangliae
Lineage: Eukaryota; Metazoa; Arthropoda; Insecta; Hymenoptera; Halictidae
Product: putative leucine-rich repeat-containing protein DDB_G0290503
Exons: 12
Coding region: 1-2772 (923 amino acids)
Source: RefSeq, a predicted model, not a curated record